CGCCCCCAGGGAGAAAACAAAAGUGUCUCCGCGGCGCCCAGAGUCCACCCGCGCAAGACGCCUCCUCCUUGCCCCAGCUCCCUCCCCGGCUGCGCUGAGGUCAGCGAGUCAGGGCGCCGCGCCAGCCCAGGAAACUUUACGAACCUGCCCGGGGUCGCAGGACGGCGGCGGCGGCGGCGAGGGUUCCCAGCAAUCAGAGCUCUGGCGACCCCGCGACCACUGAAGGGGGACCGGAGGGUCUGUCGCCCAACUCGGGGCCCCGGCGGUGUGAGUGGCUCUGCCUCUAUCCCUUGCCCAUCCUCGCCGGUUCGCGCUCGCCAGAGCACACGCACUUACACUCCGGGUCGGCCGGCUGCUGCGCCGCCGGCGGCCGCUGCUCUCACUUCCUCUUCCUUCCUCCUGCUGGCCAGAGACACAUUUUGCAUCUGCAAGGCAUCCCGAGAUUAGCCGCGAAAUCUCCUCCCGAGCGGACGCUGCGGAGUGGCCGCCGUCGCCCCCCGCACCUGCGCCCGGACACGCGUGGUUGGCGCGUUCGCCUCCAGCCGGCGCCCUGACGCCGGCCCACUGCACUUUGCCUGGGGGAUGGGGGUGCCCACGACUUUUUGAAGUCCCCCUACUUAAAAAGAAGAAAAUGUCAAACACCGUGUACGCCUCAGUUCUGCUAUAAAUAAUAUGUGUGCAGAGCAUGACUUCUCGAAUGAGCUCACACGCGGCGUUUUGCAGGCACUAACUCCGUCACCCUCAUAGCGCCACCUCCGGGAGGCCGAGAGUACGCGGUAUCUUUUUAUAAGCCUUCAAUUUGGGCAACUGGUUUGGAAUUUUGAGGACAAACUUCGGUGGGCUGUUUUAAAGCUACCUGAAGAGGCUGAUGUGUUUGUUUUGACGUUCUGCCUCGACCCUUGGACGGCGCGACAAAAGUAACAAGAGAACGUUUCCUCCUCCUCAGUCACCUGUGCAUUUACCGACCAAAGGAUUUAUUUCUCAUCAGUUAAGCCAGGGACUCCCUAAUUUUGCAUAACUUUGCAUAAAGCAAAACGUUCUACCCCCAAUUUGGUAUUUAGGGUACAUUAUUUGAUUCAUACAACCUACUUCAGUCCUUUUCAAAGCAGAAAUCAAACACGUUAACUCCGAGUAGCUGCCAGGAGGGAAAUGACAGUUGUUGGAAGGUUGCAGGAGAAACACCUGUCCUCUCCGAAUUCAGAAAUAUCUACGCUGGCUCUACCAGAAAAGGCAAAGGCAGUUGCUAUACAUUCCCUGCAAAAUGACAAAGGAGACUCAACUCAUGUCGCUAAUCUUCCAUUGUCUUUGCUCCAGUGUCUCUCCCUACAACCCAGGCCCUGUGAGUGCAUGCAGACCGUGGAAGUGCCCAAGCAGCCUUGUCAUUAAAAAAGAAUCAGAUUUGGAAUUCAGACAGAUGGCCUAACUCUGCACAUUUCCCUGAGAAAUCUGGCUUUUUCAGAAGCUGGCCCUUCUAGGUAAAUAGCUGAAAAAAUGAUGAGCAGAACUUAUUCAUCCUUGAAUCAGAUAUGAACACAGUAUAAUUUCACAUUUACCUGAUGGAACUACUUUUCUACAGAGAAAAAUAAAAGGUGACUCCUGAAGUAUGGCUGACCACAAUAGUUCCUCCUGCAAUAACCCUAUAAGGUCACCCCAUUUAACCAGGCUCUACUUCAUAGUGCUCUUUGGAGGGCUGGUGGGCAUCAUCUCCAUUUUGUUCCUGCUGGUGAAAAUGAACACCCGGUCUGUGACCACCACAGCAGUCAUUAACCUGGUGGUGGUCCACAGUGUUUUUCUCCUGACAGUGCCUUUUCGCCUGACCUACCUCAUUGAGCACACUUGGACAUUUGGGUUGCCCUUCUGCAAAUUUGUGAGCGCCAUGCUGCACAUCCACAUGUACCUCACAUUCCUGUUCUACGUUGUGAUCCUAGCCAUCAGGUACCUCAUCUUCUUCAAGCACAAGGACAAAGUGGAAUUCUACAGAAAACUGCAUGCUGUGGCUGCCAGUACUGCCCUGUGGCUACUUGUGAUUAUCAUUGUGGUGCCCCUGGUUGUUUCUCAGUAUGGAAUUCAUGAGGGUUAUGACAAAUACCACUGUUUUAAAUUCCAGAAAGAACUUGUUUAUGCAUAUGUGCAAGUCAUCAACUAUUUGAUAACCAUUAUCGUCAUAGUUAUUGCAGUGAUUCUCUUGGUCCUCCAGAGCAUCAUCAUUGUGUUGAUGGUGCGGAAGCUACACCACUCCUUACUAUCCCAUCAGGAGUUCUGGGCCCAGUUGAAAAACCUGCUUUUUAUAGGCGUCAUUCUUAUUUGCUUCCUUCCCUACCAGUUCUUUAGGAUCUAUUACUUGUACACUGUGGCACAUUCAAGUGACUGUAAUGACAAUGUUGCAUUUUAUAAUGAAAUCUUCUUGAGUGUAACAGCGAUUAGCUGCUUUGAUUUGCUGCUCUUUGUUCUUGGGGGAAGCCGUUGGUUUAAGCAAAAGAUAAUUGACCUAUGGAAUUGCCUUUUGUGCCGUUAACCACAAAGUACAGUAUUCAGAAUUACUUCCUUAAUAUUGAGAGUGGAAACAGGAAUAGUUAUUUCAUUACUUGAUUAAAACCAUGCCUUAAUACAGCCAAAUAAAAGGACUAUAAAAUGUCAGAGCCUUCAUUUCAGCCCUUAUUUAAUUCCUACCAUCUCUGAAUGAUACAUAUACAAAGACUAGUAAUGUUCAAUUUACCUGGUGUUGCAAUACUGCAUUAUUUUCCAAUAUAAAAUAUCUACUUGGCCCAUCCAGGUACCAUGGUCUAAUGGUUUCUGAGUUUUACUAGCUUAUUUUAGUUUCCUCAGUUUGAAACAUGGUCUUUUCUUAGGCUUUGGAUUGGACUCAGCCCUCUAGUUCUUUUCAUUCCACUUAACCUUAGGUAAAUUAAUCCUGAUCAUGGUCAUUUCAAAGACACAAACUCUAUUUGGCUAACCAGAUGAGAUGACUAUUCAACUCACACCCUCACAAAAAACAGAUAAGGGGAGAGAGUAGUAAAAAACUUUUUUAGAUUACCAUAACUUUGGUGGGAAGUCACUUAUCUAGACAUCAAGAGAAACAGAUCUCUUUGUGGCCUUCUGCUAUAAUAAUUUUCUAGAUUUGUCCUUUGAAAGGUCUGGUUUAAGGACAUGGGAUCAACUCCCUCAAUAUCUCCAAAAAUCAUUUAAAAGCUUACUGAGUAUAUCUAAAAAAUGGUGAAACUGUAACUUAGACAAUAUUCCUGACCAAUAUGCUGCUAGGCAUUAAAAUGAGUUCCCAAGGGAAGUGAUUUAAUUUUCCCCCUUUCUGUUUUUUGGAGGAUUUCUAGAUAUCCUGGGCCACAAUUUAGAUUUCCCUUGCAGACAAAGUUAUACUGAAAUCUUAGAGUUCCCUCUCACCCUUAAAGUUGUGUCUUCAAUUAAUUAAAAACAAUAUUGUAAAAAAAAAAAGAACUCUUGAGAAAUAUAUGGGAAAACCAUUAAUUUAGGCUAUGAGAUGGGGCUGCUAAAUUGAAACACAGGCUUAUGGAUUUUUUUGCCUUGUGCCCAUAUUUCUACUAUUUCCCUCAAAGUUUCACAAUCUUGAAACUUUCCAAAGAACUGAUCCAGUUUCAUAUUUGAGCCUUCAGAACCUGAAGCAAUUCAUGGUAGGAAGAGAAGAACGGAAUGAAUUAAGGUAACUUUUUUCUUUCCCCAGCAAGAUAAAUGUUCAGGAUUGAAAGAUUUUUCUUUAUUUGUUAUACUCUAUGCAUCCACAAAUUUAUCAGAUGAAUAAGAAAUACCCCUGGAGGUUUUAUGAUCACUAAAAUUGCUGAGUCAUAUAAAUUAAUUUUGAGGAAGAAAAAGCAACAACAUACAUACAUGACUUAUCCAAAUUUUUUCCUGCUUUAAACUUUCACUUAUUCAUCUUUCUUUCUUUUUAAGUUAUAGUUAUAGUUUUUAAAUUUCUUAUUUGUCUUCUUUUCCCACCUUUUCUUAGUUUUUUCCUUCUCAUUUGACCCAUAAUAUUUGUAAGAAAAUUUCUAAGACCCAAAAAAGUUGUGAGAAAAUUUGUUACACCCAUAAAAUGUGUAAGAAAAUAAUUAUAGUAAAAUAUUUUAAAAAUUUAAAAAUUAUUUAUGAAAAUUACAUCAUUUCUCUUCUUAUAUAUCCAUAUCUUACUGUCAUAAUAUCUGUUAGCUUGUAGAUUGUAUUGCUCUUCCAGACUUUAAAUUAUGUUGAGGUCUGGCAAUUAUGCUUUUCUCUGUAUUAUCAGAUAUUAUAAUAAAGGGCCUAUUUUUGUGGACCUAUAAGAAAUACUAUCCCAAAUAUAGAAAUGCAAUAUAUAAAAUAUCUUAUUCAUUAAUAUUUACAGAAUAAACAAAAAAUUUCAA
Molecule: messenger RNA, 4370 nt
Organism: Lagenorhynchus albirostris (white-beaked dolphin)
Lineage: Eukaryota; Metazoa; Chordata; Mammalia; Artiodactyla; Delphinidae
Product: probable G-protein coupled receptor 141
Exons: 5
Coding region: 1604-2515 (303 amino acids)
Biological process (GO): G protein-coupled receptor signaling pathway
Cellular component (GO): membrane
Molecular function (GO): oxysterol binding; G protein-coupled receptor activity
Source: RefSeq, a predicted model, not a curated record